Molecule: messenger RNA, 741 nt
Organism: Mytilus trossulus (common blue mussel)
Lineage: Eukaryota; Metazoa; Mollusca; Bivalvia; Mytilida; Mytilidae
Exons: 1
Coding region: 7-741 (244 amino acids)
Source: RefSeq, a predicted model, not a curated record
UUCAAUAUGGGGUGUGUUCAAAGUAUUACCGAAAAAAGUGGCCAGCAGGUGUUUGACGUUGGUACUGAAAGAAACAUUAAAUUUUGGAGGCGCAUUCGUGAUGAUGCUUCAAAGGUCCUUGGUGACUUGAGUAAAACGAAAGACACUCCUCCGUCAUAUUACACGUUAGAAUAUAAAGAAUUAUUAGAGAGAUUUUUAAACCUUUACGCUUUUUACGGGGGAAAUAUUCCAAAGUAUAGAUUUUCAAUAAAUGGCGAUGCAAAUGUUGCUCCGUUCCCUUUACCUGUAUAUCUUCCCGGAACACCAUUUUCGACCAGACCUUGGAUAACAAAUUGGAUACAAUUUGAUUUGCAACUGUCCCCAGAGGGCGCUUGGCACAUGCUGCCUAAGUGUGGAUCGCCAAUACCAAUAUUAACUCCAGAGCAACUAUAUAGGUCAUGGUAUACAGUGGAAAACACUUUCCGAUGUGGUUCUUUUGACGGGGAGGCUGCAUGGGAUGUUUUACCUGUUGAUGUAAUAAAAAAUGAUACAACAACACCGGAACAGGAUAUGAUACUUCUGAAGAGAAAUAAAAGAAAAGAUGUAUAUGAUGAAGAGAGAAUGAAAAGAAGGAGACAGGAACUCAUGAAAUACUUUAUAAAGACAUAUGACACUCUAAAUUUUGAUUACGAGAAAUAUUUAAAAUUUGCACAGGCGUUAGAAGCUGGUUGGCAAAAAUUUCAACAGCUCUGUCAAAAGUGA